Messenger RNA from Sus scrofa (pig), 552 nucleotides. NCBI's taxonomy places the organism in Eukaryota, Metazoa, Chordata, Mammalia, Artiodactyla, Suidae. The record is from RefSeq and is a predicted model, not a curated record.
AUGGUUCUCUGUUCCCUUGACCCAGACAACCCCACCAAAUCAUGCAAAUCAAGAGAUUCAAAUCUUCCCGUUCACUUUACGAACCCUUGUGGAACUGCCCAGAUUGUGAAGGCUAUGCCUACAAAAGCCACCAAGAAUUGGAAGGAUGUCACUUUUGAGACGCCGUGUGCACCAUUCUGUCGCUGCAGUGGUGGAGUUGGUGGGUGUGCCCAGGCCAAGCAGAGGGGCUGGACACAGAGUUGGGGGCCCAAAAAGAGGGUUGAAUUUUUACUGCACAUGCUCAAAAAUGCAGAGAGGAAUGCUGACCGUAAGGGCUUGGAUGUAGAUUUCCUGGUCAGUGAACACAUCCAGGUGAACAAAGCCGCCAAGGUGCAGUGCAGGACCGACCGCGCUCCUGGUCGGAUCCACCCAUCCAUGGGUUCUCCCUGCCAUGCUGAGGUGAUCCUCACUGAACAGGAGCAGGUUGUUCCUAAGCCAGAAGAGGAGGCUAAAAAAAAAAAAAAGAUAUCCUGGAAGAAACUGAAGAAACAAAAACUCACGGCCUGGGAAUAA